This is a messenger RNA of Pogonomyrmex barbatus (red harvester ant), 918 nucleotides long. RefSeq lists its product as uncharacterized. Lineage: Eukaryota; Metazoa; Arthropoda; Insecta; Hymenoptera; Formicidae. The record is from RefSeq and is a predicted model, not a curated record.
UUUGUCGAAGCUCACAAUGUUUACAACACAAUGUGAUGAAGGUGACUAGUUAGAAGAUCAAGCUAUAGCUUUGUAUACAAACUAUGAGAGAAAAUUACUCGUAGAAUAGUUCUGUUGAUUCAAUCACACUUAAACACUGAGUGAAUUAUUAUUUAAAUGUAGUUAUAUAUAUCAAAGUUAUUAAUUAUAAAAAGUAGAAUUAAGUGCUCUAUAAAUACAUGUUGAACAUAGAUCAACAACAUGUCACAAACAACAUCUCACAUAUUUGAUCAAAAUAACAGUCACAAACGUGCAACUAUAGGUAAUGUGUAUGCAAGCACACCGAUCAAGCCGUUAACAAAACUUCAUAGUAUAUCCUUAUCUGGGAUUGAUACAUUUUCUUCCUCGAGUGGAGGUAGAAAUUCACAAUUUAUUCAGUCGCAAAUCCAAACAAAAAAACACAAAAGAUAUACAAAGGGAAAGAAAAAGGGAAGCAAAAAUUGGCAUGUGAUAGAGACUGAUAGUGAAUAUGAAGUAAAAGCGCAAAAGAAAACUUUGAAGAACAAGAAAGAGAAAAGAACGGUCAAAAGAAAGCGAAUAAUAAUUCAGUCAGAUAGUGAAUGGGAAACUGAAUCGGAAAAGUUAAUUAAUGAACCCUCAAUAAAUACGCAGGAAUCCAUUCUAAACAAUCAUGAAUGCAUACAAUUAUUUGAGGAUGUGUAUAACUGUACACCAGAAAAAACUCGAGAUAUACCAAACACAUAUGAAGAAAAUUUGCACGUAUCACCGAUUAUUGAAUCUUCUAUAAGAAUGCGUUUAACUUCAAAAAAGAAUGAUAUGCAAGAUGACCUUUUGCCAGUGAAUUUAUUAUCGACGGAUACACGAACUCUAGAGGAAACAGACGAGGCUGAAAUGAGAUUCCGUAUGAAUUUUAUAUAA